AUGUCUGAACCGCCACCACCAGAGCCACCUGCAACACCAGGUACAGAAGAUUUAGGUGAAAAUAAAAUACGAAUAAAAUCAACGGAAACUGAAAGCACAAAUGGUAUGGUAUCGGCCGCUGAAGAUAUAGCGGUAUCGUCGGCAACUGGUGCAAGAGGUGCAGGAAGUGAAGAAAAUGAUGUUGAAACGACAGCAAAAUCUUCUCCGGUUUGA
Molecule: messenger RNA, 213 nt
Organism: Enterobius vermicularis (human pinworm)
Lineage: Eukaryota; Metazoa; Nematoda; Chromadorea; Rhabditida; Oxyuridae
Source: the annotation of a GenBank genome assembly